AUGAAUGUGUACCGUACCGUGCACGUAGACUUCCACAAAGUUCAUAAAAUCCCCUUCUCUUCACACCAACAAACCACAACCAUUCAAUCACAAAUCUCCGCCGUUUAUCAAAAGAUGUUUGCGAUUAUUCAGGCGGUUAUCACCGCUUGGGCUGCAUUAACUCUCUUGGUACUCGCCGGUAUAACCCUUGGCGGCUCAGCCGUGGCAUUAGCCGUAACCACGCCGCUUUUUAUCAUUUUCAGUCCGAUUCUCGUGCCAGCAGCUAUAGCCACAACUUUUCUAGCUACGGGUUUCACGGCCUCCGGCUCCAUCGGUGCCAUGGCUAUCACAGUCUUCAUGUGGCUCUUCAAGAAAAUAACGGGGAAGAACCCACCAAAAAUUCCAGGUAUUACCCCUAAAAAUCCAACUACGGAAGGGGGAAAGAAGGAGGAUAAGAAAAAGGAAAAGAAAAAGGAUUAG
Eruca vesicaria subsp. sativa (arugula) is the source of this 459-nucleotide messenger RNA. NCBI's taxonomy places the organism in Eukaryota, Viridiplantae, Streptophyta, Magnoliopsida, Brassicales, Brassicaceae. The record is from the annotation of a GenBank genome assembly.